UAAAAAAAAUUACUUCAAACCGGAUCAUGACGCGCAAUAAUCUUUAAGAAAGUUUUAUAUGGGCAAAUGUUUUGACAAAGAAAAUGACGGAAGAAAAUUUAAAGAGUAACUAUAAACAACAUAGUUGUAAUUUGUCAUUGCUUAAAGACAGAAACAGAGAGUUUUGUAAUGAAAUCAGGAAAGUUUCUCGUAAUCAAGUUCUAUCUAGGAAAAGGUUUCCGAAAAAAGAAGAUGAUCCUCAUCAAGGGGAGUUAUUAGAUUUCAACAUUGAAAAAGUGAAGGAAGUCACCAAGCUUAUAAAAAGACCAUCAUCUAAUACUCAAUCUCAACUUCACUACCUACGUCUUGCAUUUUCAUAUUCACAAGACUUUGUAGAUGCUUUCUUGGAUAUUGAUAAUUCUGUUUACACUCUUGUGGGUUAUCUAACUGGUAAUGAUUCAACUCUGCAACUUGAAGCCUCUUGGUGUAUCACAAAUAUGUCAGCAAAUGAUCAUAAAAAGAUGUUGUUUGUUGUUAAAUCAACAGCACCUUAUUUAAUUACAUAUUUAGAAAGUGGAUCUGAGCUUCUUAUUAAUCAGAGUGCUUGGGCAUUAGGAAAUAUGGCUGCAGAUGAUGCAGAGUGUAGAUUGUUACUCAAAGAGCAAGGAGUAAUUAAACCAUUAAUUGACCUUGUGAAAAAGAAAAACUACUCUGGUGCUCUGCAAGCAUCCCUAUUUGCUCUUUGCAAUAUGGCUCGAUCACCUGAACUAGUAAUACCUGAACUUUUUGACUCAGCUAUACCAAACACGCUUAUUGAAAUACUAAACAAUUUAACUACAGAUCUGAAUAUUAUAGGAGAGUUAGCAUGGCUACUUUCAUAUAUGACCAUGGAUGAAAAUCAUUGUUUAGUGUUUGUUGAGAAAGGUAUUUUGCCUUGUUUGGUUCAUUGGCUUUGCAAAGUUAGACCUCACCAACAAGAAUAUCUCUUUGCUGUAACUCCUUUAUUGCGUGAUUUAGGUAACAUCAUAGGCAUCAAAAGUAUUUCAAAUCUCAAUUCAAUAUUUACAUUAGAAAAUGGUAGUCUACUGGAAACCCUCAAUAACUUUCUAUUUUCUAACAAAAGACAUUUAAUUAAAGAGUGUCUUUGGGUGUUAGCCAAUAUUUUUGCAUGCAACUUCGAUCUCAAAAAUUACAUUGAGUCUGUUAAACUUCUGAUUCCAAACAUAUCACGACAUCUAUUAUCAGCAUAUGAAAUCAAAAAAGAGGCUGCUAUAUGUAUGUGUAAUAUUAUUUCUUAUGAUAAAGAAGUUGGUGCACUUGCUGCUACAAAAGAAACUAUUCAACACUUUAUUGAUUUUCUUACAGUGCCAAGCAAUGAACUGAAGUUCAUUGCUUUACAUUUUUUUGAACUUCUUAUAAAACAGGGAGGUGAAGGAGAAAAACUAUUUUCUGCUUUAGAUGGUCCAUCAUAUUUAGAAGGUUUGGAAUGUAGCGAGUCUGACAAAGUGAGGAAUAAAGCUAUAUUCCUUUUAGAAACAUUUUAUGAAAAUGAAAAUGAAGAUCCUUCAUUAGAUCAUGUGUAAUUUUUUUUUCUUUGAAGUAUUACAAUACAUUUUUUUUUAAACUUCUUUAAUUU
Molecule: messenger RNA, 1615 nt
Organism: Hydra vulgaris (swiftwater hydra)
Lineage: Eukaryota; Metazoa; Cnidaria; Hydrozoa; Anthoathecata; Hydridae
Product: importin subunit alpha-6
Molecular function (GO): protein binding
Source: RefSeq, a predicted model, not a curated record